Messenger RNA from Plasmodium malariae, 363 nucleotides. It is a transcript of the gene TLP1, whose product is annotated as thioredoxin-like protein. NCBI's taxonomy places the organism in Eukaryota, Apicomplexa, Aconoidasida, Haemosporida, Plasmodiidae. The record is from RefSeq and is a predicted model, not a curated record. The transcript has a single exon. The coding region runs from base 1 to 363 and encodes 120 amino acids.
AUGAAAAAAGCCGAAGAUAAAAUAUAUCAGGAAAUACAUAAUGAAGAAGAAUAUAAAAAAUUAUUUGAUGAAAAAAAUGACAUUCUUUAUAUAAUAGACGUCUAUACCAAAUGGUGUGGACCAUGCCUUUUCACUUUUGAAAUAAUUAAUAAGAUUUAUAAAAGUUAUUGUACCUUUUCACAAAGUGUCAAAAUAUUUGCUGUAUGUGCACAAACAAUUGCAUCAUUAAAAAAUUAUGACAAUAACUCGAAACCCUUUUAUAUAAUAUUAAAAAAUGGAGAAAUUAUUGGGCAAAUCAUAGGCUGUAACACACCGCAUAUAUUUUCAUUGAUCGAUGAACAUUUGGAGAAUAAGUUGAAUUGA